AUGUUUUCUAUACGUCCGAUCCGUCCCUCUUUUUCGUCGUCUUUCCGUCGUCCGAUUACCCGUUACUUUUCUUCUAAAGCCGAGUAUGAAAACAUUCGCACGGAAGUUCGGGGGAAAGUCGCCAUCAUUACGUUACACCGUCCCAAAGCACUUAAUGCUUUAUGCAGUCCCCUUAUUGAAGAACUCAAUGGUGCAGCUCAUGCCUUUGAUGCUGAUCGCAAUAUUGGUGCCAUUGUUAUCACUGGUAGUGACAAGGCGUUUGCAGCUGGUGCGGACAUUAAAGAAAUGGCAUCCAAGAGUUUUGUGGACGUCUACAGCAGCAAUAUGUUUUCUAAUUGGGGAGACAUUACUCAGAUAUCCAAGCCUGUGAUUGCUGCUGUUAAUGGCUACGCACUUGGUGGUGGCUGUGAGCUCGCCAUGCUCUGUGACCUCAUUAUCGCCGGAGACUCGGCCAAGUUCGGCCAGCCAGAGAUCACCCUGGGCACGAUUCCAGGCUGCGGUGGCACCCAAAGACUGAUACGGGCUGUCGGCAAGGCUAAAGCCAUGGAGAUGAUUCUCACGGGCAAUAUGAUUGACGCUCAGCAGGCUGAACGCGACGGCCUCGUGGCCCGUGUCGUGCCGGCCGAUCAGCUGCUAGACGAGGCACUGAAGACGGCCAACAAAAUUGCCAAUUUCUCACAGCCGGUGGUCAAGAUGGCCAAGGAGGCCGUGAACGCCGCCUAUGAGCAAUCCCUGCAAGAAGGACUCAAGUACGAGAGCCGUCUCUUUUGGAGCUCGUUUGCCACGAAGGACCAGAAGGAGGGCAUGGCCGCCUUCGUGGAGAAGCGUAAGGCUGACUUCAAUAACGAGUAA
Molecule: messenger RNA, 852 nt
Organism: Peronospora farinosa
Lineage: Eukaryota; Oomycota; Peronosporomycetes; Peronosporales; Peronosporaceae
Source: the annotation of a GenBank genome assembly